AUGGCAAUAUGUGCAGGUUCUUCUUCAGGCAUCAGCUGCACCCAACCUGCUGAGAACAUUACUGGACUUCUGAGCCGCCCAGGAGACAUUGUUAUAGGUGGAACCUUCAUGGUCCAUUUUGAUAGAGUUUCCAGUGGCCUUGAUUUCACAAGCCAACCCCAUGAGCUGCAGUGUGGGAUGUUUAUCAUUGAGUACUUCCAGAACAUGCAUGCAUUAAUAUUCGCUGUUGAGGAGAUCAACUCAGACCCAGAACUCCUUCCCAACAUUACCCUGGGCUAUCAGGUUUUCGACACUUGCUUUACAUCAAGAGAAGCAGCCAGAGGAACCCUGUUAAUGCUGUCGGGAGGAAACGAGAUCACCCCAAAUUAUCACUGUCACAAAGGGGCCCCACUUGCUGGCAUCAUCGGUGACUCUUGGUCUACAGGAUCGAUCAUAAUGGCCCAAAUCUUGGGACUGUCCCGAUACCCACAGAUCAGUUAUUUUGCAACCAGUCCUGUUCUAAACGACCGCGACCUGUUUCCUUCCUUUUUUCGAACGAUAUCGAAUGACGAAUAUCAAAUGAGAGGUCUGGCGCAGCUGAUAUUUUACUUUGGUUGGACUUGGGUUGGUCUUCUGGCAGAUGACGAUGAUUACGGUCAACAUGGGCUUCAGAUGGUAAAGGAGGAGUUAAAUAAUGGUGGAGCUUGUGUGGCCUUCACUGAAUAUAUCCUGACUGGUCAAGCCGACAGAGAUGCCCCUCGCCUCGUUCAAGUUCUUCAAAAGUCAACCGCCAAGAUUGUGAUUGUGAUAUCGUCUAAUUUUGUGGUUGUUGUAGAAGAGCUGUUGAGGCAGAAUGUGACUGGUAAGAUCUUCAUGGCCACCGAAGCAUGGGCAACCUUAGAUUUACUUUCCGAACCGCGAUACCAAGGGAUAUUAACAGGAACCAUUGGUUUUGCUGUCCACAAUGGGCUAAUGUCAAACUUCUCCAAAUAUCUGAGGAGCCUUCGUCCAUGGAAAUAUCUUCAUGAUCAGUUCGUAUUGGAGUUUUGGGAGCAAGCCUUUGCGUGCAAGUGGCCGACUGAUGAAACUCUAGCGUGGACGGACAAUGUCACAAUAAAAGCGUGUACGGGAAAUGAGAACCCAGAGAGUGUGGAAGCUGAAGAUUAUCAGAGAGCCUCUCUCAAUGUCUACACGGCUGUGUAUGCGAUUGCGUGGGCGCUACAAAAUAUGGUCAACUGUAGACCUGGGACUGGGCCGUUCUCCGGUGGCUCCUGUGCCAACAUCUCUUCAUUUCAAGCUUGGCAGCUUCUCCACUAUAUUAAAAAUGUGAACUUCAAGACCAAAGAUGGGAGCCAAAUAUUCUUUGACGCAAAAGGGAACCCUCCAGCCAUCUACGAUGUUGUGAAUUGGCAUCUGGGUGCCGAGGGGGCAGCGGAGCACAUUACAGUUGGGACGUAUGACUUGAGAGCCCCUGAUGGGAACACCUUGAAAGUGGAUAGUAAGAGAAUUGUAUGGAUCAAUGGUGACACCCAGGUUCCUGUUUCCAAGUGCAGCCCAAGCUGUUCCCCAGGAUUUAGGAAGGUGAUUGUAUCAGGAAAGCCCCUUUGUUGCUAUGAGUGUGCCCGGUGUCCCCAGGGGCAGAUUUCAAACCAAACAGAUGCUGCGGAAUGUCACCCAUGUUCCUGGGACACGUGGCCCAAUCUACAGCAGGACAGAUGCCUACCAAGGCCUACAGAGUUCCUUUCGUUUGGAGAUCCCUUAGGUUUCUCUUUAACAGGCACAGCCAUCUUCUCUUCUCUCAUCCCACUUCUUAUUCUGAGAGUUUUUACCUGGUUUAAGAAGACACCAAUUGUCAAAGCCAACAACUACUCCCUUAGCUGCCUUCUCCUGCUUUCCCUGUUCCUCUGUUUCCUUUGCUCUUUAGGGUUCAUUGGUUACCCCCAACUUCAACAGUGUCUUCUGCGCCAGGUGGCAUUUGGGUUGGUUUUUGCCCUCUGCAUCUCCUGUGUUCUGGCCAAAACCAUCACUGUUGUCAUUGCCUUUAAUGCAACCAAACCCGGCAGCAGGUUAAGAAAGUGGACAGGGGUGAAGGUGUCCUACCCUUUCAUUCUCAUAUGCACUUUAAUUCAGUUAUGUGUGUGUGUAUUGUGGCUUUUUGUCAUCCCUCCCUUCCCUGAACUUGACACUGACACCAAACCAGGAGUCAUCAUAGUUAACUGCAAUGAAGGGUCACCCACUGCUUUCUGGUGCAUGCUGGGAUACCUUGGACUCUUGGCCUCCAUCAGUUUCAUUGUUGCCUUCCUGGCCAGACGCCUCCCUGACAGUUUCAAUGAAGCCAAAUUGAUCACAUUCAGUAUGUUGGCUUUCCUCAGUGUGUGGGUGUCCUUUAUCCCAGCCUAUCUCAGUGCCCGGGGCAUGUAUACUGUGGCAAUGGAGGUCUUUGCCAUCCUGUCUUCCAGUUGGGCUGUGUUGGGCUGUAUCUUUGUGCCAAAAUGUUACAUUGUAUUGUUCAGACCCAACAUGAACACCAAGGGGCAUCUUCUGGGGAAAAGCAAAAGUCAAAAAUAA
Molecule: messenger RNA, 2547 nt
Organism: Xenopus tropicalis (tropical clawed frog)
Lineage: Eukaryota; Metazoa; Chordata; Amphibia; Anura; Pipidae
Product: extracellular calcium-sensing receptor
Exons: 6
Coding region: 1-2547 (848 amino acids)
Biological process (GO): G protein-coupled receptor signaling pathway
Cellular component (GO): cell periphery; plasma membrane; membrane
Molecular function (GO): G protein-coupled receptor activity
Source: RefSeq, a predicted model, not a curated record